GGUGUAAGUUCUUCACUGUCCGCCAUUUGCAAAAUCCGAAAAAUUGUUCGCGUCUCUCAGUAAAAAAGUUGAGAAAAAGCAAUCAAAGUGCUUGUGUUUUCCAAAAAAUUGUGCACAAUUGAAAUCAUUGGAGACCCUGUGGGGUGCAUGGGGACAGUGGUUUUCGCACGAGGGUAUGCUAGGAUGUGAAAAAGCGGGCAUUUUCUUCGCGUCCAAGUGAUGAAAAAAAGUGCGACCUUUUUUUCCAUCCAUUUUUGAAAAACCAUUUUAGACUUUUGGGUGCAUUUUCCGGCAAACAUUGACGGCCCCGGGGCAUCCCCAAACAGCUCCCUGGUGACAUUUUGUGCGGAAAACUGCGCGAAAAUGUGAUGUUUGUGCCAGAGGGGGGCAUUUGCAGUGACUGCGUUAGAUGUGGGCUGUGUGUAAAGGAGAAAAUUCGAUUGUGAUGAAAUUCAUCACUUUGCUCCAUUGAUUGGUGGCCACUGUGGAAAAACACCGAGCGGGUGAAAAAGUAGCAUCUUUUGCACGAAGCUGAGGCUGCCGGGCCUGAGCAGGAGAGAGCUUCCCAUGGUCCACAUGUUAAUUAUCCACAGUGAGAAUAUAAACAAACUCCAUUCAAAAAAAAGUGACACUGACAGUGAAAAAGUGACAGUUUGGUGGAGAUUCUGAGAAAUUUUUCACCAAAAUAUUUACCUUUUCCCACCCGCGCGUUCUGAGGCUACGCCGGGAAGUUUGUAACAUAAAAAAAAACGUGUGAAUUAAUUAAAAAAAAACUUUUUUGAAAAUGUCGGGGAGGGGUGGAAAACGCCGGGGACGCCCACCCAAAACCCCCGUGGUUGAGAGGCAGUCAAAAUUUCAAUAUCACCUCAUGAAGAAGCCCAAAUAUCUGCUAAACAAAGGUUCAGACUCACAGAUGAGCACCCCAUCCGCUUCGAGGGCAUCAUCACCUCAGGGUAGCGAUGGAAGUCGCAGGAGCGCCUUUAGGGCGUCUUCUUCGAAAACACGUCGUAGCCGUGGUGGAGGAAAUUCAGGGAAGCGUGGUCCAAGUUCAGCGUCAUCUGCCUACCCACGAAAAGGAUAUGAAUCUGAAUACCACUACGGAUCGGAUUUUGGUGAUUCAACGGAUAAGAGUGAUGCCGAUGAUGAUCCCCUAUUGAUGUCACGCUCAGAGACAGAUAGUCUCGAUGAUGUUGAUCAUGAGAGCGAUAGUGAUUUCUCCCUGAGUAGCUACAGCACAAAUAGCAAUCACGUCCGCCGGGGGCCACGACCACCAAGUCCUGAACCGCUGUGGUUGCAGGCACGAGAGCUACCAGCACUGGAGCUGCCACCAACGUCGGAUGAUCUACUCAUACCACAGCACUAUGCACUGAAAGUGGCAUCAAUAUACGAAGUGAUGCGACGCUUUAGGAAUCUCGUGCGUUUGUCCCCAUUCCGAAUUGAGGACUUUUGUGCGGCACUCAUGUGUGAGGAGCAGAGUAAUCUUCUUGCUGAGAUUCACAUGAUGCUACUCAAAGCAAUCUUCCGUGAGGAAGAUAGUCAAGCAACGCAUUUUGGGCCACUCGAUCAGAAGGACAGCGUCAAUAUUUCCAUCUAUUUAAUGGACACAUUCACAUGGCCGGAGAUUUUGCGGAAAUACUUGGAGAGUGAUGGGAAUUUCGAUAGGAAUGUGCUGAAUAUUCUCACGACGAAGGAAUAUCCAUUUUGUAGUGUCGACGAUCGUCUCAUGGUGCUACAAUUUCUCGUUGAUCAAUUUCUCAUUACAACACCCGUGCGUGAUGAUAUGCUCCAAGAGGGUCCCAUUCACUAUGACGAUCACUGUCGCAUUUGUCAUCGCUUGGGGGAUUUGCUGUGUUGUGAAACAUGUCCGGCUGUUUUUCACUUGGAAUGCGUUGAUCCACCUCUUGUGGAUGUACCCACGGAAGAUUGGCAAUGUAGCAUUUGUAAGACACAUAAAAUAUCCGGAGUGAUGGAUUGUGUGUCUUCGCAGGAGAAGCAGGGGAUUCUCUGUCGGCAGGAGCAUUUAGGUUUUGAUCGGCAUGGGCGAAAGUAUUGGUUUAUUGCACGGAGGCUGUUUGUGGAGAAUGAGGAAGGUACUGAAGUGUGGUACUACAGUACGACGAAACAAUUUGAAAGGGUUAUGUCAAAGUUGGAUGAGGGGGAAUUUGAGACUUCACUGUGCCAUGAAUUGAAUGAGCUGCGUGAUGAAAUUCUUCGGCAGAUGACCAUCACGGAAACAUUGACAAAUCAACAUAAGGGUGGAAAGAAAUCUUACCUUGAGAUUGAGAAUGCAACCAUUGAGAAGCAACUGAAGGAGGAGAAUCAGGAGAAUGGUGGUGGUGGUGGUGAGGAUACGGACAAGACUUCUGCAGCGGAUGAGGAGAAAAAGGAAGAGAAUGAGAACACGAAUUCCACAGAUAUGGACGUCGAUGGGGAAUGCACGAAUAAUAAUGGAGCCAGUGGAAAGGUAGUGAUGCCACAGAAGAAUAUGGUAACAAGAUCAAAAACAGCCACACCAGCUACAACCACGGAUGUAAAGAAUGGGAAAAAUGGUGCAGAUGAUCCCCUGAUGGAUACAAGCCGCGUUACACGCCAUCGUCUCAGUCAAAUUGCCUCUGGGACACUCUACUUUAAGCUCGGCAUGGAGAAUUCCUUCAGGACGUAUGUUAAUCAAUUCACAACAAAUAUCAAUGCCCUGAAUAAGCCCCAGCGCAAUGAGGAGCGUGACAAGAAGAGGCAUCUUUCGCACAAAUUCUCCCUGACACAGGCAUCCGAGUUCAAAUGGAUCGGAGCUGUAAGUGCGACACAGAUAAAUAUUGUAACAACACUACGGGCAACAUUCCUGGCGCUCGAGCAGAAUAUUUCAGCGCCGUAUUUACAUCCAAAUUGGAUAAAUAUACGAAAGACAUGGGUUUCAUCUGUGGCAAAUUGCAAUCAUCCCGUGGAAUUUUCACGUGCUCUCAUUGUCCUACAGGCUUGCAUGAAGAAUUGUAUCUUUGCGAAUGUUUGGCACGAACAACUUGGGCACCUUAAGCUCUAUCGCAUUACAUCUGGGGAGCGUGAGGAGAAGAAAAAGUUGGAGAAGCGUGAAAAGCGUGAGAUGGCCGAUGAGGAAGAACGCAAUAGGAUGACGUAUAAUUUUGUCAAAUACUCCCUUGGGUUGAAACAUCAAGUUUGGAAGCAAAAAGGUGAGGAAUAUCGUAUUCAUGGGCAAUGGAGUUGGAUUUGGAUGUCCUACAGUCGUCGUCAGAGGUGCUAUGACACCGUGGGAAGGGAUCGUAUCCCACCACAGAAAGUCAUGACGCACAUUCAAAUGGCAGAUGGAAGUGAGAAUGUAUUGGAGCUUGAACCUAAAGCAAAUACCUUCCUGUGUAAUACGGAUUUGUCAAAUCCCCUCAAUUCGUGCAUUCCCGAGGAACUUCAGGGUGCAAAAGUCCUUCCAAAUGUUGGGAAUUUCAACACAAUUGACGUCUCAAAAGCCCUCACGUCAACUGGACGUCUUCUCUACCCGAAACGUGCAAAGAAAUCCUCCCUAGAUGAUCUACUUCAGCGACGUAUUCAAUUGCAUGACAAUGAAGAGCGUGCAAUGACACGUGCAAAGGGAACAGACAUGGACAUUGAAACAUCCCCCAAUAUCCCCAAACAUACAAUUUCAACAACAAAACAAUUGGGAAUUGUCCCAGAUUUGGGGAUUGUAAAGCGUGAAAAUAAUGUCGUUCAGAAGGCAGGAUCGGAUGUGUUGAAUAGUUUAACCAAGAGAAUUGAUACAGUACGUACACUCUAUGGUCAAAUGAAUCGUGCUGCAAAAAUCUUCAAAUGCUACGGCCAGGAUUGCAAUAAUACUUCCAAUGUUGUCCUCACAAAACCCAAUUCAUGCUUCUCCCCAAUGUGUAUGCAAAAGGAUCGCGUACGACGAGAGCUUCUUGCUUUGACGAAACGUGUUCAAGGGAAUUCCUGCGGUGUAGGUGGGAAGAAGUCCUCAAUUCUCGAACAGAAAUUGACUGAGGGGAAAUUUGAUGAGAGCUUCGAAGAGGAAGAUUAUCAGACAAUGAUUAAAAAAUCCCUCGAAAGUGCUGUAAAGACAAUCAUUGAGUAUGACGCUGAAGCUGUUGAGGAAUGUAUCAAUCAACCAAUUCCCGAUGAACCACCACAACCUGUCAAGCAGGAAGACGUCAAAGAUGAAGAGGCAGCAAAAAAGAAGGAAGAAAAAAUGGAUGUAGAUGGUCCAUCGCAGGGAGAAGACGCUAAAGGAACAAAUGCAUCAGACACAGCGGAGAAUGGAGAAUCCGCAGCAAAGAAACCCAAAGUUGAGGAGGAAAGUGAUCAAAAUUCCAAUUCCACCGAUGCUACAACGUCAAAAGAAGAUGAAAAAUCCGGAAGUGCUGGUGAGAAGGAUGUCGAAUGUACACCACGUCGUCCAGCACGUGGUCGUCCACCGCGCAUAAGUCGUAAUAUCACAACAACAACAACCACAACAUCAACAAAGACCACAACAAAGUACAUUGAUGGGAAUCUUGCGAGUUAUCAGGCUGAAUCAACGGUUAAGACGCAAACAGUUGAGAAUCAAGAGGGUGUCCGUAGUGUAACAACCAACACCGUCAACUCCGUGAGUGGGAAGACCCAAUAUGUUGAGCAUCAUAAUCGACGAUUCGCCACAACGAAGACCGUAAAGAAGGAGGAAGUUAGUAAAGUUGAGAAGGAAUACGGGCCAAAUGGCGUUGAACGUGUCUACACGACAAAAUCAGCCAGAGGACGUAUCUACCUCAAGCGACAUGUUGCAGAAGUUCCCGAGACAAAGACAAAACCCAAACCAGCAGCAAUCAAGUAUCCCGUCACGGGGAAUUUCCUCACAAAGAAGGGAACACGAUCAAUUUUGGUGCUAUCGAAGCAUGAACUGAUUAAGUUAGCACGAAGUGGUGGACGCAAUCCCGUUGCUGGGUUCCAUCAAAUUUCCAAGAAUAAUACCUCAGUAUGGCCCUAUCCGUGCUCAAGGCCACUCUUCCGCACUUGCUGGAUCUAUCGAACAAUGAAUGUUAAAACCCUGAGUGCGGUGGCUUUGCAGUUACGUAUCAUGUGGACAUCACUCCGUUGGGAUGAUAUGAUUGCCAAACCACCUACAACUGAUGGGAAACAUCAGAUAACCACGGAAACUGAGAUAAUGUCCCUUGAAUUGCUGAAACAUCGGUAUUUGGGGAAAUUUAUGGAGAGAACGCAGUAUUUGCGACGGAAGGUGGUUAUUCCGCUUGAAUUGCCAAAAGCAGUGCGUGAAGUAACGUCAAUACGGUCGGGUUUGAGGAAGCGCAAGAGGGCUGAAUCACCCCAACAGACGGAACCACAAGUCACAGAGGAAUGGGUGGAUGAGGAGAAGUUGGAAUUAUGGGAAAUUAAGCAGUAUGGGGAGAGGCAAGAAAAGGCAAAUGCAUCAUUGCCAGUAACGCGUCAAUCAACGGGUAAAUUGCCACCUGCACGACAAAUGGACAUUCAGCAGAGCAGCAGUAAUACAUCAUCGACGAGUAGUGGUGGUACAAAGACAAUUAUUGUGAGUAGCAAUGCAACACCGGAGGAGAUUAAGGCAAAAAUGGAGGAGCAAUUGCGUAUACAACGUGCGGCACACAACCAAAAACGAGCAAUGGAGCUCAAGACUCAAGGUGGAACAGUUUCAUCGGGACGUGUGAUAAAGAGUCGCAAUAUUCUUGUAAAACAACCCGAUGGUACGACAAAGAUUAUUCAGCAGCAAAUUGUGAAGCAACCAGAAACGCAGAAAGUUCAAAUUAUUCGUACACCAGACGGAAAGGUGUGCGUUAAAGGGCUUCAACCUGGUCAGCAGCUCUAUCAAUUACCCGAUGGGAAGAUUCAAGUUAUCAGCAGUCCCGUUUCCAACAAUGCCACAGCCAACAAGUCAAAGACACUAAUUGCAAAAGCACUGCAACAAAGUUCAGGAGCUUCUGGUUCUUCGUCGACAAUUACACGUCAUCAGGUGGCCCCUAAGGUGGCGGUGGCGUCAAAAGCAGUCGCCACGGUGGCGGGAACAACAAAACCAAUUGGGCAGAAGAUUCAAGUGACGAGUAAUCAGCUCUUGACUCAGGGAAGUGUUGUGAAGCAAGUGAUUCCGGUUGCAACACAAGCGAGUACAGUGCAGAAGAUAAUUACGAGUACGGGACAAAUUGUGAGUAGUACGUCAACGGUGCAACAGGCAACGCAGCAGCAGCAACAACAGAAGAUUGUGACAUCGUCGAAUUUGCAGCAACUUCUCUCACAGACGGGUGGGCAGAAGUUGGUACUGAGUCAGGGGCAAGGUGGUCAGAGGAUCCUUAUAACGCCAGCGGGGCAGCAAAUAGCUGCACAACCAGGAACACCUGGGCAACAGAUAAUUGUGCAGCAAUCACCGCAAACGCAAACGGUGCAACAGCCACAGCAGCAGCAGCACAUUGUGAUUAAUCAGGGCAAAGUGCAGCAGGUGAUUGGGGGUGCGCAGCAGCAGAUCAUUGUUGGUGGUCAGAGGAUUCUCCUCAAUCCUGGACAGCGAAUUGUCACGUCUCAGGGUACGCAGCAGGUACAGCUACAGUUGCAAACAACAACACAAGUGCCGGCAUCGCCAACGCAACAGCAACAACCUGUUCUUGCUGCAGCAACACCCACAGUUACGGCAACAUCGCCACCAACGGCUGUUUUGGCGACGCCGCAGCAACAGCAGCAAAUUGUUAUUCAAAAUUCCAAUUUGGCACAACAAUUUGCCAGUGGGAAGCUUCAACUGGCCACCAUCAAUGGGCAACAGGUGCUACUGCGUCCAUUGGCGAAUAAUCAAGCCCAAAUUGUGGCACAUGUGAAACCUCAUGAUGCUGCCACAUCCACAGCACAAGUUGUUGUCUCCAAUACCGCGGGAACGCCGCAACAACAACAACAGCAGCAGGUUUUACCGACUGUUCAGCAAGUUGUAUCACCACCAACUACGCCACAGAAGGUUGCUGCUCCCAUUUCCCCGCAAACUCCUGCUGCUACGUCCAGUGGUCAGAGUUCGGGUAUUGUGUCACCAAGUAUUGAGCAUUCACUGUUAAAGGGACAACCACCGGGGACGGUGAUUAAAUGUGUUACGGCGCAAGUUAUUCAAACACCAGCUGGUCCACGGAUUGUUCUCCAGGGAUUGGCCAACAACGACUUUACGCCGCAGCAACUAUCUCUUGUGCAGCAACAAGUUAAGCAGCAGCUUCUCAAAGGUAGAGCUCAAGAAUCAAGUGGGAAACAGGGUGUUCUAGGACCAACAAAGAUCUAUCUUGCCGUUCAACCAGCCACACAACAUGCUCAGCCACCCCCGUUGGCACCGGUACAGAAUAAGGCAGACAUUUCGUCGCAACACCAAAGCACAUCCGGUGUACAGCUGAAGUCGGGUGUCCAAGUGCAAAAGAUUGUCGUCAAUGGGGCUGGCAUAAAUACGGAUUUGAAGAAGGGAAUAAUUCAGAAAGUAUUGACGGGGAAAGUACAGAAAGCCGAACAGCAGGAAGGUGGUGACGAUUUUGUCAAUGAUAGUGAAAAUCCCGAGGGCCAAUCCACUACAGAUGCCGGCGAUGAUGGGGGUUUCGUCGUUACUCCCGAUUAUAUACAGCAAACGAUAAAAAAUGCACUGAAACAGGAGAAUCUCAAUCCGGAAAUUGAGGAGAAGCUCCUUAAUUUACAACGCUACCAAGAGCGUCAGAUGAAGCACGAGACGCCGGGUCAAAGUUAUGCAAUUCGUGAACCAUCGCCGUAUGAUGAUGAACCAUCACCGCCGCCAAGGCGGAAGCGACGUUCGAGUUUGUCGCAGGACGACGAGGAAUGGGUGCUAGAGACCCCAAGGAGGCGUCCCACGAAGAUUACAGGGGGGACAUCGAGUUCAUCAUCUGAACGCAAAUUCUCCGAGACAAUGAGUACGGGACAUCCAGUAGCACCGUAUGUGGGGUCAAAGUUGCGUAGUCACUUAAACAGUGAGAAUAAGACACGAUCGGAAGGUGCUGCGACGUCUCCUGAUCGAGCGGGGAGUGUCCAUAAAUCGCGACCACUGCAACGACGGGAAUUGGUGACGAAGCGAGAACUGGAAGUAAAGAAAAAGCAACAGCAGCAAAUGCAGAUUCGCCUAUACCGUCAAAAGGAGCUACUGAAAAAGGAUAUUCUGAAGAAGCGUGUUGUCUUGGAGAAAGAUUUGCAGAUUGAGAUUCAAAAGGAAUUGGCACAAGAGCUGGCGGCACGUGCUAAUCAGGAGCGAUGCAAACAGGAAGAGGUCAAAGCAACAAUUGUGCCAAAUACGACAAAUACGUCCAAGAGGAGAUCUGGUGGUAAUGCUGCAGCUGCAAAGAAAUCUCUUUCUCCUGUUCCUACAUCUGCUGCCACGACAUCAUCAAAUACGCCAAAUCAGGCACAAGGUACGCGAACAACAGGACGUACGCGGAAGUCAACAUCAAAGAAGGCAGCAGACGGGGCAGGGCAUACAGGAUCGUCAAAGAAGAAAACGGAGAAACUCUAUUGUAUCUGCCGGACGCCCUAUGAUGACACAAAGUUCUAUGUGGGCUGUGAUUUGUGCAACAAUUGGUUCCACGGUGAUUGCGUGGGGAUCACGGAGGAGGAUUCAAAGAAGCUCAAUGAAUUCAUCUGCAGUGAAUGCAAACAUGCAAGAGAUACUCAGGAGCUCUAUUGCCUCUGCAAACAGCCAUACGAUGAAUCACAAUUCUACAUUUGCUGUGAUAAGUGCCAGGAUUGGUUCCACGGCAGAUGCGUUGGGAUUCUGCAGAGUGAAGCGGAAUUCAUUGAUGAGUACAUCUGUCCCAAUUGUACGAAGAACAAUUCUGUCAAUUUUGCCAAUAUGAAAUCCCUCACAACGACCGAAUUUGAGAAUCUGAAGAAGCUCAUGAAGCAAAUUACGACACAUAAAAAUGCGUGGCCCUUUAUGGAGCCUGUAGAUCCGCAAGAAGCUCCUGACUACUACAAAGUCAUCAAAGAUCCUAUGGAUCUUGUGAAAGUGGAGGAGCGCAUUGAUACCAAAUGGUAUACAACCUUGUCUCAAUUUAUUGCGGACAUGACGAAAAUCUUCGACAAUUGCCGCUACUACAAUCCCAAGGAGUCGCCAUUCUACAAAUGUGCUGAGAGUUUGGAAGCAUUUUUUGUGCAGAAAAUUAAAUAUUUUCGAGAGAAUUUAGUUGAUAAAGGGCAGUAGAUAAAAGAACAGAUCACGCCCCAACUUUUUUCAAAAAGAAAGCAAAAAAAAAAGGAUCCCAAUAAUUUCCCUUCAUAAUAACAAUCCCCGUAAAUCUUUUGAAAAAAAAAAGAAAAAGGAUACUAGAAAAACGAGCAAUUUUACUAAAAAAAAAGAAAUUUAUAAAUAGAAAUAUUUUCAAACAUAAAAAAAAAACAGAAAUAGUACGUAAUAUGAUGUAGAUUUGUAAGUGAGGUACAAAAAAUAAUGAAAAGAAUUAAUGUAUAAAAAAAAUCUCCCCAAAUCCUUGAAGAAAUUUCCUUUUACUCUUUUUUAUUAACAAAAAAAAAAUGAAAAACAAAUCAAUGGAUUAAAAAAAAAAUGAAAUGCUUCAUAGAGAUAUUUCUAAACUAUAGAAUUAGAAGAGAUGAUGAUACUAUUUUAGGAUUUUACCAACAAUUUUCGUACAUUUUCUUAAUGAAUUUGUGUGAGAAGAAAUUUAAAAAAAAAUUACAAAAGAAAAAUAAACUUUUUAGAUGAUAGACGUUGCAUAAGUUUUGAAAUAAAUGAAUAUAUUAUAUUAAAAAAAAAAAGGAUGAAGAGAAAUAUUAAAAGAAUAAUAAUUAAUAAUUGUGUAAGGAAUUUUAUGAAUUCGUUUGAAUUUGAAGAAUUAUUGCGUAUAAGUAAUGCUAGUGAUGAUAUAAGAAGGAUUUUGUCCAAACAUUUGUCAGAGAUAAUAAAUUAAAUGGCAUUCAAGAGUA
Messenger RNA from Lutzomyia longipalpis, 9918 nucleotides. RefSeq names its product nucleosome-remodeling factor subunit NURF301 (gene E(bx)). Gene Ontology annotation, biological process: regulation of transcription by RNA polymerase II. Bases 785 to 9178 code for a protein of 2797 amino acids. The record is from RefSeq and is a predicted model, not a curated record. The transcript has 16 exons. Lineage: Eukaryota; Metazoa; Arthropoda; Insecta; Diptera; Psychodidae. Gene Ontology annotation, cellular component: NURF complex. Gene Ontology annotation, molecular function: RNA polymerase II cis-regulatory region sequence-specific DNA binding.